CCAGAAGUUGCCGUAGGAGGGAAUGUACCCGAUGAUGAUAUUCGAGUAAUGGCCGAGCUCAGCGAUAAGAUCGAUGAAUUCUACUAUGCGGUACGAAUUUUCCCGGGACAAGAUCCGGCCAGUGUUUGGGUUGGCUGGGUGACACCGAAAUAUCAUUUCUACUCGGAACGUUUCAAAACCGGUGAAGCUGUAAGGCGAUGCAAAUAUCAGGAUGCGGAUAAACGAGAGAAUGAUGCCGAAUGGUUAGUUGCCUUUGGUACCAAAAUCGAGGCGAUAUCUUGA
Messenger RNA from Gongylonema pulchrum, 282 nucleotides. The record is from the annotation of a GenBank genome assembly. Lineage: Eukaryota; Metazoa; Nematoda; Chromadorea; Rhabditida; Gongylonematidae.